CAAACCACCCCCCGCAGGCGCAGGAAACUUAACGGGUUGAAAUUGGUGAAAGAUAUUCUGUGGGAUGUUCUUUCCCAACUUGAUUCACUGCCCCCACGCUUUCCGCUUUUAAAUUUAGAGAUUUAUUGGAUUGGUUAGAUUUUUUAGAUGUUGAAAUUGAAAUAGUGAGAGAGCCAACACAAAUUUUUACAAAAAGAAGAAGAAGAAAAAAGCUGAGGAAAUCUCUCAACCUUCCCAUUUCUUCUUCUUCAAGUUCAGCUACUAUAGGGAGCGUAUGAGAAGGGCAUCAAGUGAACACUAGUGUUAGUUCCAUGGGGAAGAACAAGAAUAGUUCAAUGGGGAAGAACAAGAAUUUGUUUGAUACCCUCAAAAUGGAGAGUGUCAGUGCAAUAUUCACUCAUACAUAUCCCUAUCCACAUGAGCAUUCUCGUCAUGCUCUUUUUGCAGUGAUAGUGGGAUGCCUAUUCUUCAUAUCAUCUGAUAACAUCCACACCCUCAUACAAGAACUGGACAAGAACAUCAAAUGGUGGUCCAUGUAUUUCUGCUUGAUUGGAUUUUUCUAUUUUUUCUCAUCUCCUUUUAUUAGGAAGACUAUAAAGCCAAGCUAUUCAAAUUUUAGUCGUUGGUAUAUUGCUUGGAUUUUUGUGGCAGCUUUGUACCAUCUUCCAAGUUUCCAGUCAAUGGGAGUUGAUUUGAGAAUGAAUCUCUCUUUAUUCCUAACUAUAUAUAUUUCAUCUGUCCUUUUUCUCCUUGUGUUCCAUAUCAUAUUUCUUGGCCUCUGGUAUGUUGGUCUUGUUGCUCGUGUGGCGGGAAAGCGACCAGAAAUCCUGACAAUCAUCCAAAACUGUUUCGUUAUUAGCAUAGCUUGUUGUGUUUUCUAUAGUCACUGUGGUAAUCGUGCUUUUCUGAGGAGAAAAUCAUUAGAUCGCAAAAAUUCUUGGUUCUUUUCGAUGUGGAAGAAACAUGAAAGAAAUGCUUUUGUGUUGAAGCUCCUUCGAAUACAUGAAUGGAAGGACCAAAUGUGUUCAUCUUGGUUUGCUUCAGUUGGAUCUGCCAAUGAUUACCCCUUCUUUUCUAAAUGGGUUAUUUAUGGAGAGUUGGCUUGCAACGGAUCCUGUGAUGGUUCUUCAGAUGAAAUAUCCCCCAUAUUUUCGUUGUGGGCAACAUUUAUUGGCCUUUAUAUGGCAAAUUAUGUGGUGGAGAGGUCAACAGGCUGGGCUCUCACCCACCCUCUCUCAAUAUCAGAAUAUGAGCAGUUGAAGAAACAAAUGAAGCCUGAUUUCUUGGAUAUGGUUCCAUGGUAUUCAGGGACAUCAACUGAUUUAUUUAAAACAGUAUUUGAUCUCAUGGUAUCAGUUACCCUUUUUGUUGGUCGAUUUGAUAUGCGCAUGAUGCAGGCUGCGAUGAACAAGACACCUGAUGAUGCUAAAAGCGGCGAUCUUUUGUAUGACCAUUUUGGUAACAAAGACGAGCUCUGGUUUGAUUUCAUGGCAGACACAGGUGAUGGUGGAAACUCAACAUAUGCCGUGGCUCGACUUUUGGCCCAGCCUUCCCUUAAAGUUAAAUGUGGAGGCUCCAAGAAAUACCUGCCUCGUGGAGACUUACUUCUUAUUGGAGGGGAUCUUGCGGAAUCAAGAGUCCUAUUUGUCGUCUCAAAGUUAGCUCGCAAUUGUGGAAGCAUUUAUUUCAUAAAUCUUCUAGUGCUGUUGUUUACUCGAGAUUUUGGAAAAGUUUUUCAGGUUGGCGAAAAUGACUCGGUCAUCAUCAUGACACAUGAGCCUAAUUGGCUUCUUGAUUGGUACUGGAACAGUAAUAGUGGGAUAAAUGUAUCACACUUAAUUCGUGACUACUUGAAAGGCAGAUGUAAGCUUCGUAUGGCUGGAGAUUUGCACCACUACAUGCGGCAUUCUUGUGUUAACUCAGAUAAGCCUGUCCAUGUCCAGCAUUUACUUGUAAAUGGUUGCGGUGGGGCCUUCCUUCAUCCUACACAUGUCUUCAAACAUUUCAACACAUUCUGUGGAAAUUCUUACAAGAGCGAAGUUACUUAUCCAUCUUUUGAUGAUUCUAGUAGAAUCGCACUGGGUAAUAUUCUGAAGUUUCGCAAGAAGAACUGGCAAUUUGAUGUCAUUGGUGGCUUCAUAUACUUUAUAUUGGUAUUUUCGAUGUUUCCCCAGUGUAAUGUUUUCAACAUCUUGAUUGAUGAAUCUUGGUCUGGCCGCUUGAAGAGCUUCUUUAGUACAAUGCAGAGUGCUUUUAUGUUCAUGAUAGAACACUCUUACGUAUCUUUCAUAGGAUUUCUAAUGCUGAUUCUAUGUUCAUAUUCAUUCGUGCCUACGAAAUUGUCACGGAAAAGGCGAGCUAUGCUUGGUAUUCUUCAUGUUUCUGCACAUAUGGCUGCUGCACUGAUACUAAUGCUGCUGUUGGAAUUGGCUAUCGAUAUGUGUAUACGCAAUCGUCUACUAGCAACUUCAGGUUAUCACACCCUUUAUGAGUGGUAUCGGUCUAUCGAAAAUGAGCACUUCCCAGAUCCCACUGGUCUUCGAACUCGCAUAGAAAAAUGGACGUUUGGGCUCUAUCCUGCAUGUGUGAAGUAUCUUAUGUCAGCUUUUGAUGUCCCAGAGGUUAUGGCGGUUAAUAGACGCAAUAUUUGCAAGAAAGGAAUGGAGUCUUUAUCUCGAGGAGCAGCCAUUAUAUAUUAUGCAUCUCUGUUCCUUUAUUUCUGGGUUUUGUCUACUCCUGUUGUAUCUCUGGUAUUCGGGAGCUAUUUGUACAUCUGCAUCAAUUGGUUCCAUAUUCACUUCGACGAAGCUUUCUCCUCUCUUCGCAUUGCAAAUUACAAGUCCUUCACCCGAUUCCAUAUCACUAACAGUGGUGACCUAGAAGUUUUCACCCUCGCAGUCGAUAAGGUUCCGAAAGACUGGAAGCUAGAUCCUGAAUGGGAUGCGGAACCGAAACAGCCUCUUCAACCGAGCUAUCUCAGGAGGUUUCCAAGUAAAUGGAGGGCCUCUAAUUCUCCCGACCCUGUCAAUUCUGUGAGGAUUGUUGAUCAUUUUGUAAUUCAACAAUCUCCAAGAAACCCCAUCACUUGAUUAGAAUAUGACAGUCAUCUUCCUAAUGUACAGUGUUGUAGCUAGCAGGUGUAGCUUAGAACAAGAGGAGAUGUAGGAAGCUUCAAAGUGAGAGAGAGAGAAAAAAAAAAAGCUAUGUCACGUAUCAAUUGUUGUUGCAUUUGGGGACCUCACCUUUGUAUGAGAAAAUAUCAUUUAGGCUACAUAUUAUCAGAGAAAUGCUUACUCUUGUCAAUUUUCAA
Molecule: messenger RNA, 3310 nt
Organism: Asparagus officinalis (garden asparagus)
Lineage: Eukaryota; Viridiplantae; Streptophyta; Magnoliopsida; Asparagales; Asparagaceae
Exons: 16
Coding region: 312-3089 (925 amino acids)
Source: RefSeq, a predicted model, not a curated record